This is a messenger RNA of Drosophila novamexicana, 352 nucleotides long. RefSeq lists its product as uncharacterized. The coding region runs from base 7 to 309 and encodes 100 amino acids. Lineage: Eukaryota; Metazoa; Arthropoda; Insecta; Diptera; Drosophilidae. The transcript has a single exon. The record is from RefSeq and is a predicted model, not a curated record.
CUCAAUAUGAAGCUGUGCAUUUUGCUUGUAAUCGCAGGUCUCAGUUUGUCCUGGGGCUGGCCAGCUCAGCUGGAGCAGGAGCAGCUGCAGCAGGCGCCUGUCGUGCAGGAGCCAGAGCCCCAGCAGCAAUUGGACAAUGCGGACUCCAUGGCCACCCUAACGGAUAUCGCCGAUAUGGGCAGCCAGCACGCAGAGGAAGGAGCACGCAAUGCACGCUUUCUGUGGUUCAGCCCCUGGGGAUAUCGUUCCUAUUACUAUCGCCCUUACUACCAUCCUUGGGGACAUCAUUAUCGUCACUACUGGUGGUGAAACUUAAUUUAAAUUAAAUGCAUCAAGGUCAAGCUGAAUAAAU